Molecule: messenger RNA, 5876 nt
Organism: Acipenser ruthenus (sterlet)
Lineage: Eukaryota; Metazoa; Chordata; Actinopteri; Acipenseriformes; Acipenseridae
Product: inactive tyrosine-protein kinase PRAG1-like
Exons: 8
Coding region: 425-4417 (1330 amino acids)
Biological process (GO): protein phosphorylation
Molecular function (GO): protein kinase activity; ATP binding
Source: RefSeq, a predicted model, not a curated record
UGUGAAAGGGCGUCUGUGCUCUUUUGUCCGUUGUGUUUCAGAGGAUUCUUGACAUUCUUAGUGGAGUUUAAAGCAACCUUCUGUCCAGUAACCUGAACCAACUUUGUGUGCUUAAUACCUGACCAGGGUUGACUCUUCCUAGAUGUACAGAGUUUCACUCUCUGAGACAAACCAAGGAUAGACCAAGGAUAGGUCCUCAUGUGAUCAGCUAAACCAUAGCAGUUCACAAGACCACAGGGCACUACAAUUUGAUGCUAUAACUUGCACCAUGUUCAGCUGCACAGUUGUUAUCUGGGUAUCUACAGUAUAAAGGUACAGGCAUCCAAGUCAAUUAAAAAAACUCUGAACUCAGUAUCCUCUACUGAUACCGACACACCAUGAUAGAGGCUGCACUGCUCUUUGGAUCUGGGAGAGUUCUGCAAUAAUGCCAGAGGACUUGAAGAUGUCUGUGUGCAGUGACUUUACGGAACACGUGUGGAAGCCUGGCUUUUGCAAAACCUGCUUCUAUCCCAGAAGUUCCCACAGGGUACAGAGACCCUUUGAGGUUGCUGCUAACAACAGUGUGCCUUCACAGAGUGUCAAGGAGGUUUGGAACAAGACUUAUACAGUCCAGACUGAAGACGACUAUGCAAUUACUUCAGCCUCCUAUUCAAAGCCCACCAUUGCGGUCAAGCCAACUAUGAUGAACUCUGAUGUGUCCGACAUGUGGACAGAUGGGAAUGUCAACGCUACUGAUGUACAACAGUCUCAUUUGUUACAGCACAACCAGAAGAGUCCAACAGAGAAACAAAGCAUGAUGCAGGUGCUGGAUCUCUCAAAGCUGUACAUCAACAACAACAACACCAACAAAAGCCUUAAAGAUGUGAUAUACCAGAAAGCAACAGGCGACGCACUGGGAUAUCCCAAAGGCUACUCCCCUGGGGCUUUGCCGCCAUUGGACCAUAAAGGAGAAGCCCUUGGGCACCCUUUAAUCAUCAGCAACAUCUUUAUGAGUCAGGAAGAAGGAAGGGGGCCGCAGACUUUUAAGGAAAAUGGCACCACCCCUUGCAAAGGUUUUAGACAGGAGCUCACCAGAUCCGUAAACAGCACUUAUUUCAAUGGUGACUUAAGGGGCAAUAGCUCUGUUGAGACACCGGACGUCAGAACACUUUCCUCUGGGAGCUGUGAUAGCCACAGGGAAACCAGUUCCUGUUGCUCGACGGGGCACAGUUGGGAUCAGCCAGGUUUGCAGAACUCCUUAGAGAGUCAUGGGUGUUCAGACAGGAGGGGUUUGUCCUUGGUGUCUGAAGCUGCCAGCUUGUCGGACUCAUGCUCCUGCCAGAGCAGCAGUGACUGCCUAAACUGCUCUCAAGAGCUGGAGUACCUUAGUCACCAGAGAUGUGAGACUGCCAAACCCUGCAAGACUUACACAAAGGAGAUCGGCAGACCUCAGAAAUUGGGCCCCUUUCUUAAUCAGCCUUUAGAACAGUUGUCGGUGCAGGUGCCACGCGAACCCAUUUAUGCUGAGAGCACCAAAAAAAAGAAGAGGACCACAAAUGAGAUCCCUAGAAGCCCUGACCAGGACCAGAUACCAAACCUGUUCCAUAAAAAGCCAGAUGGCUUUGAUAAUGCAGUGAACCUCAUAGACUGUUCAUCUGGUGACUCCAGCCAGCGAGCUAAAAUAACAGUUAUGGCUGCCCACACAGAGGAGGACAAUAGAACUUUCUAUCUAAGCAGCCCAGAUUCGGCUGUGAGUACACAAUGGCAGCACGUUAGCCCAAACUCAACCCAGGAGCCUUCUUUCCCGUGGCCUCAGAGUAACUCUCAAUCCUCUGAAGCCGGGCUAACCGACAAGAGUGGCGCUCUCCUACAUCCUAGAACAAACACUCAACCCAGCCCAGCUAUCCCUCCAAAACAGUCCAGAGGCUCAUGCUCCCCGAAGUUGGGAUUACCCACCCUCUCUGAGGGAGGGAAAGAGGAAAAUGAACCAUCGUUUCAAGCUGAGGUACACAGGAGUUCUUUCCCUUUCCAGUCCCAGAACAGAAAUUCUGGGGACAUGCCUGUGUCAGCUGCUGAAAAAAGGCACAAGUACUACAACACAUGUUGGAGCCGGGAGUGUAAAAUAGUAGAGGAGGAGGAGGGUGGCGAGGAGACAGCGCACCAGCAGUCGAGGGCGGCCGAUAUAGUUAAUGGUGCUGUUGUGUCAGGACUGGACUCGAAGCUGGAGAACGCUGCUGCUGUUUCUUUUAGCAAGGAAUAUAAUAACCCAGGGACGGCUUACAAUAGUGCCAGUCAUCACCAUGCAGGGAGAGCAUCCGAACAGGACAAAUAUAACACAAACAUGCUAUCCAAGGCAGCAUCUUUCACUUCAGAGUUUGCAGAAGAGACAAGCGAGACUAAUGACCUGGCACCUCCUCCCCCACCUCCAAAGAAACACCACAGGGAGUCUAGUAAAUGGAGCCAGAGCAGCUCUGAUUUGGAGAAAGCCAGCCAUGGGUCUGCUGAGAGUCUGACACAAUCCUUAAAGGGACUGAACACAAGCUUUGCGACUGCCUCUACUGACAGCCUGCACUCUGAAUCUAGAAUGUUCCACAAUGGGAGUCAUGAAAGUGCUCUUUCGCCAAGUCCGUCCCAUUUUAGCAAGAAUAGGCUCACCUCCUCCCCUGUUUCCCCACAGUCUGACAACUCCACAAUCAGCUAUGGCAACUCCCUCCUGCCUCCCCCUCUCCCACAAAAGAAGAUGGUGAACAGGGCCGUGUCAGCUCCAGAUCAGUCGGGAGGCAGGAGUGCCACUCAUCCCAGGAGCAGCCCCCAUCUGAUCUUCAGUAACUCAGAAGGCAAUGUCUAUGGGCAAGACAGGUCACAGUUCAGCUCCCCCUCUAGCCCUGUGGAUCAGCGGCACUUGUAUUCUUCUAACGAGUCCCUUGAGAGGUGCCACCCCCCGCUUGGCCAACAGCUGCGCUCUCGGACUAUGGAAGAGGUGGCUGGCAGAAACAAGAGCAGGCUGGGUCUGAGGAACAAGAGUGGGGCAUCUUUCUCCUCCUCCCCCCAGCUCAGCGUGCCCAGCUCCGGCUCCAACAUCCAGCUCCACACCCUCCUGAGCAACAUAGACAAUAGGGAAGGUGUCUAUGCUAAGCUGAGCAGCUUGUACACAGAGUCCCUGCGGCGUCUGGCUCUGAAGUGUGAGGACCAUUUCACCCGCGACCAGAAGAACCCCCUUCGCUUCGACGAGAGCAACUGGUCACUCUUUAAACUGACUUGUAAUAAGCCCUGCUGUGAUGCUGGCGAUUCUGUCUAUUACUCAGCCUCUUGCGCCAAAGACACAAAGAACACCUAUGCAGUCAAGAUUUGUAAAAACCAGAACCCAGACUCUAAGCAAGGUCAUUUAUAUGGCCUGGCAGUGCAACAGGACCUGCCUCCCCAUUUCAAUCUGCAGCAGGACUGCGGCCACUUCAUCGCCUGUGUCCCCCAGAGCAUGCUACCCCCUGACGAGGCUGCUGGAACAGCCUCCUCCUCACAGCAUGGUGCAGCAGCUUCCACAGGCAGAGAUACAGCCCUCCCCAACCACAACGAACAGGAGCGAGUGGUGGUGAUCACGAGGGAUGUGGCCUACCAGAGCACAGCAGACUUCGUGAAGGAGUGGGCCACCUUCCACGGGGUGCAGCCGGAAGUGUACGAACGGCGAGUGUGCUUCCUACUGCUGCAGCUCUGCAACGGCUUGGAGCACUUGAAAGAGCAUGGCGUGAUCCACCGGGACCUCUGCCUGGAAAACCUGCUGCUUGUCCACAACAGCAAGCACUCGCCUUCUGACAUCAAAGACCAGAGGCACCUGCCCAGGCUUGUGAUCAGCAGCUUUGCCAAAGCUAAGCAGAGGGCAGGCACCGGCGUCGCCUCAGACCCCAAGCUCAAGAAGGACCAGGCACGGCUGGCCCCGGAAAUUGUCUCUGCUUCACAGUACAAGAAGUUUGACGAAUUCCAGACAGGCAUCUUGAUCUACGAACUCCUCCACCAGCCCAACCCUUUCGAGGUCAGCCCCAAGCUCAAGGAGCAGGAGUACUACUGUGAGGAGCUUCCCAAAAUCCCUGACGUUUCCAUCUACUCUGCAGGACUUCAGCAGCUUGCCUGCCUUCUACUUGAGCCCGACCCCAUCAAGCGCAUCCACAUUCAGGAAGCCAAGCGCAUCCUGCAGUCCCUGCUGUGGGGUCCUCGCAAGGACCUGAUAGAGCAGCAGUGGGAUCAUCAGCAGGGGGGUCCUGUUGAAGGGCUGCACAACUGGCUGAACCUCAAGAGGGCGCUGCUCAUGAUGAAGUUCGCCGAGAGGUCCCUUGAGCCCGAACAGAGCACGGAGCUUGAGGACUGGCUUUGCUGCCAGUACUUUGCCUCCGCCAACCCAAUUUCUCUAUGUCACACUGCGGAACUGCUACAUUUCUGUGAAUAGUAACUAAAUGGCUUAAUAUUAAUAAACACCUUUGUUCUUAUGUGCCAUUAGUUCCUUUAACUAAAUUCCUUUAUUAUUUCUGUAUGUUCAGUCUGUGAUUCAGUAGUUGUUGGAACUCUGAACUCCAAGCUAGGAGAUAUUGGUUUUGAAACAAAGAUCUGUCUAAGCUGCCUAAUUUGCAACCUUGUACCUAAACUGAACUUGGUAUAAUUUGGGUUCGACUGAAAGCAAGAUCAAUCUCAUUUCCCGAGUAAACAGACUGAAGGCUGGUUUCAGUUCCAUGUUUGAAAUUAAACAGUAUAGAAAAUGUAAAUAAGCUGUUGAACAAAAUAUAGAUUAAAAGGGUUUAAACUCUUCUGGAUUUUAAUUUGGAUUUUAAUAAAGUACAUAUGCAUAUUUUAUCCAUUGUGUUUUUCAUUGAGCACUGGAAUAUUGAAACAACUGCUGUCAUUAGAUUUUAUGUUUACAAGGAAUUUGUGUCAUCAAUUAUGUUAUGUUUUUUUUUGUUCCACGGAUGCCUAAUUUCCAGUAAAACUGGAAGGGAAGACUACUUAAACAUUUCACAAAUAUGGAGCUGUUAAACAGUGUUUAAUUUGUAAAUAAAGAGGUGCUGGGGCGCAAGCAAUGACAAUAAUACCGUUCUUAAGAACCACACAUUCAAAAUCAUGCACAUUCAUGUUACAUGCUUACAACCAUUUAUAUAUAAAGUACAUCAUUCAUAUAUAAAGUAGUAGUACAUGCAGAAAAAUUAAUUCAAGGCAACCACGGGACAAUAAAUAAAUAAAUAAAUAAAUAGAGCCUGCAUACAUAGUAGGGUUACCACCUUUGAAAUGCAAAAAAUUUGCCACCAACAACCCAACUGCACCGCUCCCUCACAGAGAAUUACAGGACUACAUGUCUGCUAUGUAUGUUAAUAAACAAUAUUUAAUUAUUAUACCAAUUAUAUAUAACAGCGACUUAUAUAUAAUUGGUAUAAUAAUUAGGUAGAUCCAGAAGAUAAAUAGAUACCGGUAGAUAAGAUUUGACAUUUUUCUUACCUUGGUGUUUCCGAACGUUGUAGCCUACAGAUAAUCCCUUGAGUCUAUUUUUUUAAUUUGUACUUGCUGUUUGAUUUUGCCGCUUCCAACUAUUUAUUGGUGACAUCGUAGAAUUCCACAGGAAUAGCUGAGGUUGCAUCUAAUGCAAAUUAAGAAAACGAAUUUGAGAGCAAAAAUUUGUAUGACAUUUUUAACUUUCAUAACUGCAGUGGUUCCAGGUCUGCGCCCCGGCAAGCCCCGGCACAAAUUGAGCACUGCUAUCCAAAGGCUGAAAAUAUUGUCUUGCAUGUCCUCUUUUUUGUCUAAAACUAUUUGUUAUUAUUUAAAAAUUUUUGUAAAUCAUGCUUUGACUUAAUCCAUAUUCAAUAUUAAUUUAAUGUGUGCAAGUGUCAUAUUCAACUGCCAAUAAAAUGUAAAUACAU